CCCAGCUAGCCGGGUGUGUCUUUGAACUGAGGAUCUGUUUCCCCAUGAAUGACGAUCACCAUGAAGAAGCAUCGAAGCUGCUGCCGCUUAUCCCUAAUUUAGCCUCCAUUCAUUUUUUGCGGCAAGCAGGUGCCAUGCUCGAUCUACCGGUACGCACGACCGCGACGGCCAUAAUGUAUUAUCAUCAAUUCAAUCGGUUCAUGCUUUUGAAUAAAGGUGGUAAACCGACGCGCAACGAUCGUCUCGUAGACGAAAGCAUGCCUCUUAAUACUAACGAAGAACUAUUGACAACCACGUGCCUUCAUCUGGCGUGCAAAAUGACCGACGUACCUCGCAAAGUACGGGAUCUGGUCAAUGUUGGUUACAGAUAUUAUCAUCCUAAAGAAGGCAUAUUACAGAUCGACGAAACGUAUUUUAAAAUGCGAUCUUCACUUGUCGUCGGUGAGCUCUUACUUGUUCGCGCGCUUGGCUAUGAUCUUGAAGUAUCAUUGCCGUUUACCUAUUGCUUAAACGUACUACGAGGGAUGGCUUCAGUCUCAUGGUUUGCUGCAUCAUCAGUAGCAGCAACAACAGUACCAUCAACAAAACAAGAUCGUCGAGUAUCGUCAGGGCACCAAAAGGAUUAUUGGCGUAGCAUGGAACAAGAAAUGGAUCCCGAAUUAAGUACAAUUGCUCGCGUGGCAUGGAUGUUUUGUUGGGAUAGUAUAUGUUCGCCAAAAAUCGUUUUGACGAGAACUACAGCCGAGGUUGCUUUGGGCUGCUUAUAUCUAGCAUUAGAGCUUUCCCACACCGAAUUACCUGUCAACAUGAACCAGUGGGUCGACAUGUGGGGUGCUUCUGAAAACAUCUCUGUACAAAAUGUUUGUGAUGUCGUCACCGACCUAAUCGAGUUAUUUGCUCAUUGUCCAUCUAUCGAAGACAUUACACCAUCAACAUUUUCAUCAGCAACCUCGCCACCGCCACCACCAGCUCCACAACCGUCAUCGUCCUCAUCAUCACAAAAACCAUCCUCGCCUGCAUCCGCAUAGAAUAACUUUUUUAAACUAUCAUAAAAACGUCGUCUAGAGC
Molecule: messenger RNA, 1068 nt
Organism: Zychaea mexicana
Lineage: Eukaryota; Fungi; Mucoromycota; Mucoromycetes; Mucorales; Lichtheimiaceae
Product: cyclin-like protein
Exons: 8
Coding region: 45-1028 (327 amino acids)
Biological process (GO): regulation of transcription by RNA polymerase II; positive regulation of DNA-templated transcription, elongation
Cellular component (GO): cyclin/CDK positive transcription elongation factor complex; nucleus
Molecular function (GO): cyclin-dependent protein serine/threonine kinase activator activity
Source: RefSeq, a predicted model, not a curated record